AUGUACUACAAUGAGUUCCCCCGCGACGAUGAGCCCGUCUUCCGCCGUGCCUUCCUGAUAUUUGCCACAACCCUUGAGGUUUUCUUCACAACCAUUGGCCCAAUUAUGCUAGCUGUUUUGGCUGCCUUUGCGAUCAUCGUCCUCAUUGUGCUCUUCAUUGUGAACCUUUUCACUGCUCUGAGACCCAAAAAAAUACCAUCAAAGCCUACACAAUCCUCAUCGAUAUCAAAGCCCUCAUCAAGCGAUGUGGAUGAGAAGAAACGCGUGGAGAUUGAGAUUGAAUUUCUCAGUGAAUUGAUGAAGUCUCGACAGGAGAGAUUGAAGCAGUUGUCCAAGAGCGAAUAA
Messenger RNA from Penicillium malachiteum, 345 nucleotides. RefSeq lists its product as uncharacterized. The coding region runs from base 1 to 345 and encodes 114 amino acids. NCBI's taxonomy places the organism in Eukaryota, Fungi, Ascomycota, Eurotiomycetes, Eurotiales, Aspergillaceae. The transcript has a single exon. The record is from RefSeq and is a predicted model, not a curated record.